GUGUAUUUGUUCCUCAUGUUGCUCUCCAGUAAGCAGUUGCCGAUUGGUCGCUCCCAGAGCUGGGACACGCUGGGUGGAAAUGAGGGUAAUUGGGAACGUAGUGAAAAUGUUUAUGAGCAGCAGGCCCGGAUGACUGGUCGACGGAACUCCCUGAGCUAUGGAGGGGAUGCAGGUAGGGGAUGGUAUGAGCAAACUACUGGAGUUCGUCCUCCUGACCUGGAUUUAAAACGGGAGCCAGAGUCCUAUCAGGAACCUCUUUACAACCAAAGCUAUUUGGAUCGUCCGGACCCUCGUAACAUAAGAAAAAGCUCUGUUCCGGAGUUGAACAGCCAUUACGAUCGGCCACUUAUAGCUCACCGUGGUUCCCUGCCACGCCACGACUAUUAUCAGCAAGACCCAGGCAUGCCGCCCAGACCAACAGAAGGCUACUAUCGUGGAGAGCAGCCUCAUCCCCUCGAUAGAUCAUCUUCACAUUAUGGAAUGAUGGCAGGUCCUCGGCAACUUUGGGAACAGAGCUCAGGGGGUAGGCCAGGUUCUGCCGCCCCAACUCCUUUCAUUCCUCCUCCUCCCCCACCUCUGACUUCUCAUGAUAUGGGUCAUAUUUACAGGGAACCAUCCCUACCUGGGCCUCCAGCUGUUACUGCUGGUGCCAAAAUGAUGCAGGAUGGUCAGCAUAUUCCAAGCCGAGCACCAUCUCCAGCUCGUUAUGUAACAGAACCAAAUUCUCCUCGUUAUGUUGCUGAAACACCUAGCCAUCUGGUGUACAGCAAUGUCAAUGGAAGACAGAUUGAUCCUCACCAGCCUACAGCAACAUGUCUGGUGGUUGAUCCAGCUGCUCAAGAAAUGUAUGGAACUGCUCGAGGUAUAAGGCCGCAGAUCAUGAAUGGUCCGAUGCAUCCUCGGCCACUGGUCGCUCUAUUGGAUGGGAGGGACUGCACCGUUGAGAUGCCCAUUCUGAAGGAUUUGGCCACUGUGGCUUUCUGUGAUGCACAGUCAACACAAGAAAUCCAUGAGAAGGUGUUGAACGAGGCAGUGGGGGCAAUGAUGUACCACACCAUCACUCUGACCAGAGAAGAUCUGGAGAAAUUCAAAGCGCUCAGAAUCAUAAUCCGCAUUGGCAGUGGAUAUGACAACAUCGACAUCAAAGCAGCUGGAGAUAUGGGUAUUGCAGUGUGUAAUAUUCCGUCAGCUGCGGUGGAGGAGACGGCAGAUUCGACACUUUGCCACAUCCUGAACUUGUACAGGAGGAACACAUGGCUGUAUCAGGCCAUGCGUGAGGGCACACGGGUGCAGAGCGUGGAGCAGAUCAGAGAGGUAGCGUCAGGGGCCGCCCGCAUCAGAGGAGAAACACUGGGGCUGAUUGGCUUUGGUCGAUCGGGUCAGGCAGUGGCUGUGAGAGCAAAAGCGUUUGGCUUCAGCGUGAUCUUUUAUGACCCCUACCUGCAAGACGGUUUAGAGCGAUCGCUGGGCGUCCAGAGAGUUUAUACCUUACAGGACCUUCUUUACCAGAGUGACUGUGUGUCUCUCCACUGUAACCUGAACGAACACAAUCACCACCUCAUUAAUGACUUUACCAUCAAACAGAUGCGUCAGGGAGCGUUUCUAGUGAACACAGCCCGAGGGGGUCUGGUUGAUGAGAAAGCCCUGGCUCAGGCUCUGAAAGAAGGGAGGAUACGGGGUGCCGCCUUGGACGUUCAUGAGUCUGAACCCUUUAGUUUUACUCAGGGUCCUCUGAAGGACGCGCCCAAUUUGAUCUGCACCCCACACACAGCAUGGUACAGUGAACAGGCGUCACUCGAGAUGAGGGAGGCAGCCGCCACUGAAAUCCGAAGGGCCAUUACCGGUCGCAUUCCAGACAGUCUCAGAAACUGCGUCAACAAAGAGUUUUUUGUUAACACGGCGCCGUGGGGGGUGAUGGAGCAGCAGGUACAUCCAGAACUCAAUGGCGGAGCCUACAGGUUUCCUCCUGGUGUGGUGGGUGUGUCUCCGGGUGGCAUGGGUGGUCCAAUAGAAGGCAUGAUGCCUGGCGGGGUGCCCAGUGCCUAUCCUCUGCUGCGGGGCACCCAGCCCAGCCUCGCACCUUCCCCCACCCAGCUUCUCAAACACAACGACCAUAGAGAACACCUCGCCAAAUCGUAACCAUGGUGACCGCAAGGGCAGAAUACAAACUGACCAAUAGACAGAAGCGUUCAGUAAUUAACCUGCAAAUCAGAGACUAAGAGACAGUGAACGGGUAAACAAGCAAUCAGCUACCGCUAGCUGCGCCGGAGACAUGAUUCACGGACGUCUCGUUUUCUAAAUCAGUUAAAGUGUUUUUCCGUUCUAUUGUUCUUUUAUUUUUUUAACCCAGGAUGUUUGAUGGUUCUGUUUUGUUUGUUUUUAUUUUCAUUUGGGGGUGGGGGAACAUAAUUUCUACCUGUUCUAAUUCAGGUGGAUGGUGCUUUCUUGUUGGGAGGACUGGCGAGAUGUGAUGGCCACUCCUCUUUUCCCACGCACCAAUCACAGAGCUCGGAAAGUUGACAUUACAUGUCAUGCAUUUCUUCCUUCUUGCCUUAUAUGGGCAUAUAACAGAAUUCACUUCAUCUUAGCAGUUAGUUAGUUAUAUGUUAAUACGUUAUCAACAUUGUUUCUUUCUUUACAUCAACAAAUUUAGUGCUUGUCCUUUGUUUCAGUGUUAAAAGUGCUUGAUAAUGGAAAAAAAAUAUAUAUGAAUAUAUAUACAGCUAUUAAGAGAACGGAGAGGUAAUGCCUGUUUUCAGCAAAAAUGAAGAUGGUAGUGUAAUUAUAAGGGUGAAUCAUACAAAACCUGUCACGAACAUGUCCGGGUCAUAUUUCACCCCAAAAUCAUAAGAUACAUAAGCCUAAUUUUAGGACCGUUAUGUUUUUUUGCAUUGCAAUUAUUUUCAUGAAGAUAAACCACAAACACACAAAAUUCUGAUUACCGUAAAUAAAAAAUACAUUAUUUAAAUUGAAAAGUAUUUAUGCAUCAUAGUAGUAUUUGUUGUACUGCUUUUAAUUUAUGUUGAUUUAAAUAAAAAAUUAUAAUUUAUUACAGUAACGAUAAUCACCAUUCAGAGUAAUAAUAACUCAAAAGCAAUGAGAAUUUGGGAGGAAAAUGUUCUUGAUGGUCAUUAAAAAUAUUAUGUUACAAUGAAAAAACGUUAAAAAAGGGGGGAUAAUUUUCAUUGUGUAAAAUAUAAUAUUCUUAAUUAAUUUAUUUUAUUUUUUUGGACUGAAAUGUGACGUGGAUAUGUUUUUACGAGAUUUACCCAUUGAAGAUGAUAGUGUAAUUAUUAGGGUGAAACUCUUUAAAGAACCUGUCAAAUUUCACUUUAAAAUCAAAAGAAAGAAAGAAGAAAUCAUAUUUCACACAAGCCUAAUUUUAUGACCAUUAAGAUUUUUUUGUAUUAUUUUCAUGUCAAUAAAACACCAAACACACACACAAUUGUCAUUACCAAAAUGCAAAAAAUACAUUAUUUAAAGUGUAAAGUGUACAUCAUAGUAGUAUUUGUUGUACUGCUUAUUUUUGGUGAUUUUAAAUUAAAAAAAAUAUAAAAAAAUUAAUUACAGUAACGGGAAUCACAAUUCAGUAAAAUAAUUACAAAUAAAACCCAUAAAGCAUCUGGAUGCAUUACGGUAAUGAGAAUUUGGGAGAGAAAUGUACUUAGUUGUCAUGACAAUAAUAAUUUUACCAUGAAAAAAUCUUGAUUAUGUUUUUGAAAAAUCACAUUUCUACAUUUUUGUCUUUUGAUUUUGUGGUGAAACGUGUUUUCGUGAGAUUCAUCCCUUAGCUCUUUUUUCCAACGUUCUGACUAGCAGACCUCUUGUUUACAGAAUUGCACAAAUUGAACAACCACCAGCUCGGAAAAUCACUCCUAUGUAAGUCACAAGAGCACACUAUUUUACUGAUAUAGAAAUAACUUUUCUUUUGUAAACAACUGUGUCAAAAUGGGUUGUCGGCAUUUAAAUUACGAACAAUUCUCUGUCAGUUUAAAAAAACAAAACAAAAAACAGGAUUUGGAUUUGAAUAACCAUCACCAAUUUUCCGCGUGGAACAUUAUUUUGAUUUUGUAUAUGUUGAAAUGAGUGCUGUAAAGCUCAAAGAUAGAUGGCAGCUCAUGCAGAAAAGGGACUGGAGUGAAAACCGCCCGUCUCAGGAAGAACAUUCACAGGUUACUCCACUUGAGUCUAGAACCAAACAGUGACGACCCAGUCUAUAUAUUCACUCCUCUCCAUCAGCCUAUCCACUCCUGAGGUAUUUUUAUAGAUCUGACAUCCCGUGGGUUUAUUUGGUGUUGAAUGUAUGGCAGUUAUAUUAGAUUUGUAUUGUCUUGUUUAAUGUUUUUGUAACCAUAUUCUCCUGUUCUUCUCCCUGUUCCCCUAUUUUUGGGUUCUUUAUGUGGAACGCACUGUUAGGAGCUCAUUGUGUUGUUUAUAUACAGUAUUCUGAGGUCCUUGGCGAACUCCAGUCAGGUUGGUUCCAGAACUGUAGGUUUGGUUUUUAGUGUGAGUAUUUGUAUUUGUUUAUUGUACCGAGGUGAACAUUUAGCAUACAGUACAGUUCAAAUAAAUAAAAAAAUACCAUUCUGAUUUA
Myxocyprinus asiaticus (Chinese sucker) is the source of this 4594-nucleotide messenger RNA. RefSeq names its product C-terminal-binding protein 2-like. Lineage: Eukaryota; Metazoa; Chordata; Actinopteri; Cypriniformes; Catostomidae. Bases 16 to 2139 code for a protein of 707 amino acids. The transcript is spliced from 9 exons. The record is from RefSeq and is a predicted model, not a curated record. Gene Ontology annotation, molecular function: oxidoreductase activity, acting on the CH-OH group of donors, NAD or NADP as acceptor; transcription corepressor activity; NAD binding.